AUGGAGCUGGAGCCCGAGCUCCUGCUGCAGGAGGCCCGCGAGAACGUGGAGGCGGCGCAGAGCUACCGGCGGGAGCUGGGCCAGAGGCUGCAGGGGCUGCGGGCGGCGCGGAGGCAGAUCAAAGAGAGUGCAUCACAGACCAGAGAUGUCCUCAAACAACAUUUUAAUGAUUUAAAGGGAACACUUGGGAAGCUCCUGGAUGAGCGACUGGUGACCCUUUUGCAAGAAGUGGAUACUAUUGAGCAAGAGACCAUUAAGCCACUAGAUGAUUGCCAGAAGCUCAUCGAGCACGGAGUUAACACUGCAGAGGACUUGGUCCAAGAAGGAGAAAUUGCCAUUCUUGGUGGUGUAGGAGAACAGAAUGAAAAACUGUGGAGCUUUACCAAAAAGGCCUCCCACAUUCAGUUGGACAGCUUACCAGAAGUGCCUUUACUGGUUGAUGUGCCUUGUUUAUCUGCUCAGUUGGAUGACUCAAUUCUUAACAUAGUGAAAGACCACAUUUUUAAGCAUGGAACUGUAGCAUCUCGCCCACCAGUCCAGAUAGAGGAACUAAUAGAGAAGCCUGGAGGCAUCAUUGUGCGAUGGUGUAAGGUGGAUGAUGACUUUACAGCCCAAGAUUACAGACUCCAGUUCCGUAAAUGUACUUCAAAUCAUUUUGAGGAUGUAUAUGUGGGCUCUGAAACGGAAUUCAUAGUAUUACAUAUAGACCCCAAUGUUGAUUAUCAGUUCCGAGUCUGCGCCCGAGGAGAUGGCCGACAGGAGUGGAGUCCUUGGAGCGUCCCCCAGAUAGGUCAUUCCACAUUGGUGCCGCAUGAAUGGACAGCUGGCUUUGAGGGGUACAGUCUGAGCAGUCGAAGAAACAUAGCACUCCGGAAUGAUUCAGAAUCCUCAGGUGUUCUCUACUCCAGCGCUCCAACCUAUUUCUGUGGGCAGACAUUAACGUUCAGAGUUGAAACUGUGGGCCAACCAGAUCGAAGAGACAGUAUAGGAGUGUGUGCAGAAAGGCAGAAUGGGUAUGACUCUCUGCAGCGGGACCAAGCAGUGUGCAUUAGUACAAACGGUGCAGUUUUUGUAAAUGGAAAAGAAAUGACUAAUCAGUUGCCCGCCGUUACUUCUGGGUCCACUGUCACAUUUGACAUUGAAGCUGUGACUCUGGGAUCCACCAAUAAUAACGAAGGCGGAAACUUCAAGCUUCGAGUAACUAUUAGCUCUAAUAACAGAGAAGUGGUUUUUGAUUGGGUACUUGAUCAGUCUUGUGGUUCUCUUUACUUUGGAUGCUCAUUCUUCUAUCCUGGAUGGAAAGUGUUGGUGUUCUAG
Pipistrellus nathusii (Nathusius's pipistrelle) is the source of this 1317-nucleotide messenger RNA. NCBI's taxonomy places the organism in Eukaryota, Metazoa, Chordata, Mammalia, Chiroptera, Vespertilionidae. The record is from the annotation of a GenBank genome assembly.